Messenger RNA from Lates calcarifer (barramundi perch), 3052 nucleotides. RefSeq names its product secretory carrier-associated membrane protein 1. Gene Ontology annotation, biological process: protein transport. Lineage: Eukaryota; Metazoa; Chordata; Actinopteri; Centropomidae. Gene Ontology annotation, cellular component: trans-Golgi network membrane; recycling endosome membrane. Bases 211 to 1224 code for a protein of 337 amino acids. The record is from RefSeq and is a predicted model, not a curated record. The transcript has 9 exons.
GUGUCACAUUAGAUCCGCUGCUGGUGACCAAUCCACCGCCACGGUAGCGUCUCUGGACACAGUCCAUACUUGACUUCACCUCCGACCGUGUCAUCUCCUGCGCCUCUCCGCCUCUAAGUGAGACGGUGUUUUUUGUAGUAGCUAGCCUAAACUUUGGUUUAAAAUAUUAGCUUUGAGUCACAUUUAAGGAGAAGGACUCAAACAAGGAGAAUGUCGGAUUUCGACAGCAACCCGUUCGCGGACCCCGACUUCAGCAACCCGUUUCAGGAUCCAUCAGUGACCCAAGUAAGACAGGCGGCUCCUCCUGGGUUGGAGGAGUACAAUCCCUUCACAGAUGCCAAACCAGCACCUGCAGGUAUGGCACCCAAGACUGCUGCACCCACCAUGAACACACAACCCGCCAUCAUGAAACCCACAGAGGAACCUCCAGCCUACUCGCAGCCUCAGGCACAGGAGCAGACACGAGCAGCGGCUGAGCUCUUGAAGCGACAGGAGGAGCUGGAGAGGAAAGCUGCAGAACUGGACCGCCGAGAGAGAGAAAUGCAGUCACUCAGUGCUUCAGGAGGCAGGAAAAACAACUGGCCUCCCCUCCCAGAGAAGUUUCCUGUGGGCCCCUGUUUCUACCAUGACAUUACUGUGGACAUUCCUGUAGAGUUUCAGAAGACAGUUAAGAUCAUGUACUACCUCUGGAUGUUUCAUACUGGGACGCUGCUUGCUAACAUGGUCGGCUGCCUGGCCUGGUUCUGUGUGGAUGCAGGGCGUGGGGUGGACUUUGGCUUGUCCAUCCUCUGGUUCAUGCUCUUCACACCCUGCUCCUUCGUCUGUUGGUACAGACCACUUUAUGGAGCAUUCAGGAGUGACAGCUCAUUCAGAUUCUUUGUCUUCUUCUUCGUGUACAUCUGUCAGUUUGGCAUCUACGUUCUUCAGUGUAUUGGCAUCACUGGUUGGGGCGCCUGUGGGUGGAUCUCAGCUCUGACUGGCUUGAAUCGCAGCAUCCCAGUGGGCAUCAUAAUGAUCCUCAUCGCUGCUCUCUUUACCGCACUGGCUGUCAUGUCCCUCAUCAUGUUCAAAAAGGUCCACGCGAUGUACCGUACCACUGGUGCCAGCUUCGAGAAGGCCCAGCAGGAAUUUGCCACAGGCGUCAUGUCCAACAAGACGGUCCAGACGGCCGCCGCUAAUGCCGCCUCCAGGGCUGCACAAGGAACCUUCAAGGAGCAGAUCUGAUUGGCCUAGAGAGGCCACUCAUCUCUCCGUCCAACCCUCCCUCCCUCCGUCUUCUGCUCAUAAGUGCAGCACCCAGAUUCCACUGAGCCAAUUGCCCUGUUUGAACACAUGGAGAGUCCCGCAGCCUUCUGACAAUAUCAUAGUGGUUUAUGUAAGGGCACUACAGUCACCUGUGAUCUGUAGUGUCUGAGAAGAAAAAAACACUGCAUAGAUCUUUCAAACAGGGUCAUGGUUCUCUCCUGCUGUCCUACUCUGUAUGCCGUACACUCUCAUCUCUGACUCUGGGAACCCCUCAUCUGCGCUGCACCCCCACCACUCAACCAGCAUGCUCAACUUUUUCUGUGUGAGUUUGUGUGUGUGUGUGUGUGUGUGUGUGUGUGUGUGUGUGUGUGUGUGGCCAGCUAAAUGAAUGUUUGUGUGCUUAAUUUAAAUGUCGGUGCCGCCUCAACGCCUGUCUGUUCUGUAUAGACAGAUUGUAAUGUAGCUGAACCAAGUUACCUGGGCAUUUCCCACCAUCAGCCAUCUUAGAAGUUCUGUGCACCCUGUGUGUUUGAGCCUUUACUUAAUUUAUCAACCUAAUCACUACUUCCUAUUUUUAAAAUUAAUUUAUUAUUGGACAAAUGGAAGUCAUCUAGUACUCUCUAGUUGUCGGUGAAUGCACACGAAGCAGAAUUCUUGGAUUUAUUUCGCUGUUUUCCACGAGUACAUAACUUAACACUGCUGCCCCCCGGUGGAGGGACUUUAUUGUUGAAGAUGAAUGCUGUGCAUUCCAGUUCACUGCCUUGCCUUCUACUUUUUUCUUUCCUCAGAUUUGGGUUUUAGACAAUGUGUAGUUUUAAUCCUUAAAGUGAUGCUUCACCCAAAAUCUCAUCUGUUAAGUAUCAGACACUCACUCCUGUAUACUACAGAGCUUGUUAACUCAUCAAAUAAUCUAAUCUCUUAUUAUACUGAUGAAUCAGUUACUACUCAGUUUUUUUCUAUCACAAUGUGAGAUCCAUCCAUCCAUCCAUUCAUUAUCUAUACCGCUUAUCCGUUAAGGGUCGCUGGGGGGCUGCAGCCUAUCCUAGCUGUCAUUGGUAUACAGAUCGCCAGUCCAUUGCCGGGCCAACAUAUACAGACAAACAACCGAUCACACUCACAUUCACACCUACGGCCAAGUUAGAGUUCUCAGUUAACCUAACCUGCAUGUCUUUGGACUGUGGGAGGAAGCUGGAGUACCCGGAGAGAACCCACGCAGGCACCGGGAGAACAUGCACGAAGAAAAGCCCCGAGCUCAAGUUGGGGCUCGAACCCGGAACCUUCUUGCCAUGAGUGCUAACCACUGCAACCACCGUGCAGCCCCACAAUGUGAGAUGAUGACGAAAAAUGAAAUACAUUCAAAGUGCUGUACAGACCAUCGUGUAGGACAGAGAAAAGAUCAAUCGCUCACAUUCAGUUUUAAAUGAAGCUCAAAGAUGAUGCUUUCGGUCAUACUUACUCAAAGCAAGUAUAUAUGCAACAUAGUGACCGUAUGGAACGAUGAGGAAAGGAUGAGUACGCUAUAAAAGUGACCCUUUUCAACCCUAAACAAUUAUCAAUUUGAAUUUAUUUUAACCAACUGAAUUCAAGCUCAUCAGAGCCAUUGUUCUCUCUGAUUUAGCAAAUGACAGAUCUUCAACAGCCACCUCUCCCACUUUCAAACAGUGUUUGAUACUCAACAUUUUCUCAUUUUGGGUGAAAUAUCACUUUAAAGCUCGCUCUCAAGUAUCUUUGUUUGAAAUCUUUUGCCUAUAAUGAUCGACAUAUCCAUUGUGAAAUCACACCAAGUUGCACUUUAAAUCGUCAUUAG